AUUGCUUCAAUGGAUGAAUUUUGUCGCUACAUGAGGCGCUACAAAAUAGCACAACGUAUCUAGCGUAUAGUGUAUGUUAAAAUAUAUGGUCGACUGCUGUAUUUUUUCACAGCGACUUGAAUUUCCUUUUUUUUUUUUUUACAAAUAUAGACUGUGACUAUUGACUGUGCGCUUUUUCAUUUGAUUAUUUUUAUUUUAUCUUUUACUUAUUUUUUUUCUAAGUUUGAUCCCCUUGAAUUCGAAAUUGCUCUGUUGCUGCAAGAAGUUUGAAUUGUCGGGUUUUGGCCUGGUUUUACUUACCAAUGGAUUAAUUAUUCAGUUAUUACUUAGCUAUGACUGCAAUAUCUAGGUCUCCCCUGUCCCUGGAUAAGUUGGACCAGGUCAGGUUCGAUCUAAACUCAAAGGAACUCUUCAACCAAGUUUGGAACAGCUCAGCUCAUGUGGGAUCUAUUAGUGUGAGUGAAACACAUGCAAUGGCGGAAGCGACAGCUGCGAAGAACGAGGCGUUCAGGUCUGCCCUGAAAAUAGAAGACCCAAAUGCAACAGUUGCUGAGGAACCGGGAGAUUCUCAGAAGGAAACUCCUGGAAAUGUGUCAGAAGAGGAACCCCCAGAAAGCUCGCACAAGAAAAGGUCGAAGCAUUCUAAGAGACAUCGUAGUCGAUCUAGACACGACAAGGAGGAUGAGGCAACCGAAUCAACCAGGAAAUCAUCCAAGAAGCACAAGAGCAAAAGCCACAGACACAAGUCCAGAUCGCAAUCCCCUUCAUCGGCUUUAUCUCGAUCGAGAUCCCACAGCAACAGCAGUGCCAAUAAAACUUCUCACUCCAAUAAAACUCACUCCAAGUCCCACAAACAUUCCUCGCCUGCUUCUCCCCCUAUUUCUGAAUCUUCGCACAAACAUAAAAGUAAAUCUAGUCACAAGUCUAAAUCUUCUUCUGUUCAUUACUCUAACUCGUCUCAUUCGAACUCGAAAAGGAGAAAACGGAGCAAAAAGCAACAAAAGAAACGGCAUAGAUGCAGAAAAAACAGUGAUGAAAUCGAACCAAUCAGCUCAAACCAGACUUCGACUCCUCACAUUCUGGUAUGUGGAAUAGUCAUUUACGGAGAAGACUACACUAAAGUACCCCCUCCCCUGGAAUACAGCUCUGGAUUUAAGGAGUGGACAAAGGACUUCUUCUGGUGCGAACAAUACUCAGAGGAGAGACAGAGGAGAGUAGCCAAAAAGAAACGGAAACGACGCCAAAAAGAAAAGAAAAGACAAUCUAAACGCAGUUCCCAUCACAGAGCUGAGAGCUGUCACGAUACCAAGAUAGUAUCGGCCGAAAAUCUUGUUAGGCCAAUUGAACCAGUUUUAAACUGUGUCGAUAGUUUGUCGGUUAGCUUAAGCGUGGACAUCAUGAAUGAAACAGAACUGAAACGGACGCCUGGCCGAGCACCGAGUUUGUCGAAUUCCCACCACAGCUUUGGCUCUGGUUCAAACCGGACGAAAGAGAGUCAGCCGCUGCCUGCACGUGUUAGUCCACCGCCCGUGAAAUCCGACAGAUCUUCGCCACAUUUCAUGGAGAGAAGACGAAUAACAAGUGCUCGCAAGAAGCCGUUUUCGUACUCACGAGAAGGCGACGACCAGUUUUCAAGCAGUGAUGAUUCAUUAGACUGAAGAUAAUCAAAAACAUAAACUAUUUUAAACGUUUCAGGUGCAAAUAUGAAGUGCAAUAAUUGAAAUAUUUAAAAGCGUCUAUUUAUGUGUAUAUCUGUUCUGAAUUUUAUUUGUAUAUUUUUGAUAU
Molecule: messenger RNA, 1785 nt
Organism: Symsagittifera roscoffensis
Lineage: Eukaryota; Metazoa; Xenacoelomorpha; Acoela; Convolutidae
Product: SRRM2 protein homolog rsr-2-like
Exons: 7
Coding region: 333-1658 (441 amino acids)
Cellular component (GO): nucleus
Source: RefSeq, a predicted model, not a curated record